AUGGAAAGCAUGGACAUCGAAGACUUGUUUGACUCUGCUCCAACUAAGGUGACGGAGAACACUACUUCUACUGUGGGUAAGAGGAAGAUUAUUAAAAGAGCUGCUCCCAGAAAGAAGAGAGUUGUUCAAGAAGCUGAGGCUGGAGGUGUCGUGCCUGGAACCCAGAAAAUUUAUGUAAAAACACAAGGUUGCAGUCACAAUAUUAGCGAUGGAGAGUUCAUGAUGGGGCUUCUUGCUGAAUAUGGAUACCAGCUUGUCGAUAGAAUUGAAGAAAGUGAUGCCUGUCUGUUUAACUCCUGUACUGUAAAGAACCCUUCGCAAGAUCAUUUCCUGUUCAUUGUGGAAAAGGCAAAGAAAAUGGGCAAGCCUGUUGUUGUUUCUGGGUGAGUACCACAAGGAGAUAGGAAUUUGAAGGAAUUAGAUGAUGUUUCUAUUCUUGGUAUAUCUCAGAUUGACAGAGUUGUUGAGGUUAUGGAAGAGACUAUCAAAGGAAACACUGUGAGGCUUCUAGCAAAGAAAGAGCUUCCCACUCUAGACCUUCCUAAAAUUCGUAAAAAUAAGCUUCUCGAGAUCAUCCCACUAAGUACCGGGUGUUUGAAUAGUUGUACUUAUUGCAAAACUAAGCAUGCGAGAGGUAUUCUAGGCUCAUAUGCUCCAGAUGCAAUUAUCUCUAGAGCAUCCCAAGCUAUUGAAGAAGGUGUAAGAGAGAUCUGGCUUACUUCUGAAGACACUGGUGCUUAUGGAAGAGAUAUCGGCACUUCACUUCCUGAAUUAGUCAGAGGUGUGCUUAAAAUUGUCCCAUCCCAUGUCAUGGUCAGAGUUGGAAUGACAAAUCCUCCUUAUAUUAAGGAGCAUUUGGAUGCGAUGAGUGAUAUUCUUAACCAUCCUCGUGUAUUUGGGUUCUUGCAUAUUCCUGUUCAGUCUGGAUCCAACCCUGUUCUUGAAAACAUGAAUAGAGAGUACACUGUUGAAGAAUUUAAGAGGGUCUGCGAUCAUCUCCUUGAAAAUGUUCCUAAUUUAACCAUUGCCACCGACAUUAUUUGUGGAUUUUGUUAUGAGACUCCAGAACAGUUUGAUGAGACAAUGGAAUUAAUUGAUCAUUACAAAUUCCCAGUUGUGAAUAUCUCAAAGUUCUACUCCAGACCAGGAACUGAAGCUUCUAAGUGGCCAAAGGUGCCACCAAAGGAAGCAAAGGAAAGAAGUACUCGUCUUACUCAUCUGUUCAACAAAUACAGAUGUUAUGAUCAUUACCAGGAUACCAUCCAGAGAGUUUGGAUAUUUGAAAAUGACGACAAGAGUGAUGCUACUGUAGUUGGCCAUACCAAAGGAUACGUCAAAGUUCUCAUUAAGAAGCAAGAAGGUAUCAAUCUUCUUGGAAAACAAGUAAUUGUGAAGAUUACUUCGACUCACAAAUGGCAUAUUACUGGAGAUAUCAUUGAAAUGAACCCAGACCCAAUUGAAGUUCCAGAAGACUAUUUUGAAAAAUGAGUUGAAGCAAGAGAUGAGAAGAACAAUAAACUCAGAAUUGGAUUCGAGAAAGUCGAAGAAGAAGACACUCAAGAGAGCGACACAGGAAUUAAGAUCGCAAGAAAUGAGACUGAUAAGUCGGCUCCUUUGUUGUCUUCAUUCACUGAGAAAAUGAUCGGACUUGGUUGUCUUGUUGUUGGAAGUAUGAUGCUUUACAAUAGAUUAUCUGAAGACUUAUUCUAAUAACCUUACAAUAUCAC
Moneuplotes crassus is the source of this 1727-nucleotide messenger RNA. NCBI's taxonomy places the organism in Eukaryota, Ciliophora, Spirotrichea, Euplotida, Euplotidae. The record is from the annotation of a GenBank genome assembly.